GAAUGUUAGGAGGAGUGAAUCAUAGAUAGUAAAGGGGGUGAAUACGAAGGUAAAGAUAAAUGUACUAAACGAAAUACAAUAUGAAUAGGGGUGCUAGACUAGUCCACAAGGCGCAGUUUCUGCUGUUGCAUUAAGUAUUACUUUGUUCAGCGAAUUAGGUGGACUUUCAGGACAGCCCUAGACAACGUUAGCUCGGUUAGCUAGCUGUUAAGAACCAGUGUUAUUAUUUACAUAUCAAAUCAUUGAUUUCAUUGACCUUUCGGAUUUUUGUUAACUAUAAUGGAUACAUACCCCAGUGCCUCCGAUCAGUGCGUCGACUCCACGAAACAGCAAGAGCGUCAUUACUACCUGCUGUCCGAACUCCAGAGCCUUGUCAAAGACCUCCCGAGCUCCUUCCAGCAGCGUCUGUCCUACACCACGCUGAGUGAUCUGGCUCUUGCGCUCAUCGACGGCGCUGUGUACGAGAUCGUCCAGGGCCUGCUCGACAUCCAGCACCUGACGGAGAAGAAUCUCUUCAACCAGAGACAGAAGCUGCACACAGAGCACAGAAUACUCAAACAGGAUUUGACACGAAAGCACAAGCAAGCACUGCAGGUCUGCAAGUCUCACAACCUGGCCCUCCUGAAAGCAACCCAGCGGACAGAGACGGAGGCUCUGGAACUGCGUGUGAGGGAGGAGCAAAGGAUGAUGGACGAGAAGAUCAUCGCUGAGAUCGACCAGAAGGUCUUGGACCAGCAGAACACGCUGGAGAAGGCUGGUGUGCCCGGCUUCUACAUCACCAACAACCCACAGGAAGUGACCAUCCAGAUGAACCUGCUGGAGUUGGUCCUGAAGCUCCAGCAGAAGGAGACGCAGUCAGGAACUCUGCCCUGAGUUUGUUAACUCUGCCCUGAGUACAUUAACUCUGCCCUGAGUACAUUAACUCUGCCCCGAGUUUGUUAACUCUGCCCUGAGUACAUUAACUCUGCCCCGAGUUCGUUAACUCUGCCCUGAGUACCUGACUACGUUAACUCUGCCCUGAGAGCUUUCUCUGUUUACUUUAAUUUUGCUCUGAGAGCUUUCUCUGUGUACAUUAGUGGGAUUUUAUCCAUAAUAGAUGAACAUGUCUCUACUGAAUCUGUAUGAUUCACGUGCGUACUCAUCUGAUUGGUCCAAAGAUCACUCUGUCCUACUGACUAUCAGAAGAACAGCGGGCACUACAAAGGACACCAGGACAAUGGCAUUCAAAUGGGCUGUCAGGCAGGAUGGCCUCCAUUCCCAGCACAGACCGCUGCUGUCCGUCAGCCAUCGUGCACUGAGGCUUGGGCUCCCUCUUCUUUUCUCUCUAUCUCUCUCCCUCUCUCCCUCUUUCUCUCUAUCUCUCUCUCUCUCUCCCUCCCUCCUCCUCAGUGCUGUAGAGGAGUGAUUAGCCAGUGCACCAGGGAUGUGGUGCAAUACUUCAGAUUUUCUGUUUGUUUAUUUUAUGUAUGUAUUUGUUUAUGUUUAUUAGCCAGUGCACCAGGGAUGCACCACAUCAGGCCUGGUCAGUGCCUGUGACUAUUUAUUUUGGAUCGUUGAAGUAAAACAGACACUGUAAAAGUUUGCUGCAAUACUUCAGAUUUUCUAUUUGCUUAUUUUAUGUAUUUUAUGUUUUAUACCUUUUUUUGUUUUCUCUUGAGAUGCCUACCGAGUGAAAUUACUGGAUAUGUUUUUGUUUUGUUGGUUAACAUGUUUGGAAGGACAUCCUUUUCCUCACAGCGUGUUCAUGACCAUUGUAAUAAGGACCUUAAGAUGUCUUUCAGUUGCUGAGCCAAAUAAACAUUAAGGCAAAACUCCACUUGGGUUUGAUAAUAAAUGAGUAACAAUAUGAUCUCCA
Alosa alosa (allis shad) is the source of this 1855-nucleotide messenger RNA. RefSeq names its product DiGeorge syndrome critical region gene 6 (gene dgcr6). The record is from RefSeq and is a predicted model, not a curated record. The transcript is spliced from 5 exons. Lineage: Eukaryota; Metazoa; Chordata; Actinopteri; Clupeiformes; Clupeidae. Bases 280 to 873 code for a protein of 197 amino acids.